AUGUCGACGCGAAGAGCCACGAGCGCGCUCGCGCGCGCGCUCGACCGCGCGCGCGCCGCGGACGCCGGCGCGAGGGGUGCGCGCGGUAACGGUAAUCCGCCGACGUUGACGGUGAUUGCGCGUCGCGCGUCGUCCACGACGGCGUCGACGACGGCGUCGACGGGCGCGAACGACGACGGCGAUCGGUUCGACGACGUCACGGACGCGCUGGCGCUGACGGAGCUCACGCGGGCGGUGCGAGCGCGGGGACACCUGACGGCGGCGUUGGACCCGCUGGGGCGCUCGCUCGGGCCGAUCGUGCGAGGGUACGAGACGAUGGAGGCCACGACGCCGAAAGACGCGCGAGACAUUCACGCGCUGUUGCAAGGGUACCCGGAUCACUUUUAUAAGGAGGACUGCAAGACGAAGGUGAGCUUGGGGGAGUAUUUGGGGCUGAGCGAGAGCGCGCGUCGCGCGCCGGAGAAGAGGUUUCAUCUGGGCGAGGACGCGGCGACGCUGGAUCCGAGCGGCGCGCGCGCGAAGACGGCGUGGCGCGUCGAUGAGUUAUUCGAAAGGUUGAGAGAUGUGUAUUGCGGCACGAUGAGCGUGGAGUGUAAUCAUUUGACGAGCAAGGAGAGAAAGCGAUGGUUGAGGGAACAAGUCGAGUGCGGCCCUCGAGAAGCUUCGGCGACGGAGCGAAGACGAACGCUCGAGCGGUUGUUGACGGCGGAUCGAUUGGAG
Messenger RNA from Ostreococcus lucimarinus CCE9901, 720 nucleotides. RefSeq lists its product with no specific name. Gene Ontology annotation, cellular component: oxoglutarate dehydrogenase complex; mitochondrion. Gene Ontology annotation, molecular function: oxoglutarate dehydrogenase (succinyl-transferring) activity; thiamine pyrophosphate binding. The transcript has a single exon. The record is from RefSeq and is a predicted model, not a curated record. The annotation marks the transcript as partial. Gene Ontology annotation, biological process: tricarboxylic acid cycle. NCBI's taxonomy places the organism in Eukaryota, Viridiplantae, Chlorophyta, Mamiellophyceae, Mamiellales, Bathycoccaceae.